AUGUUAGCUGAGGACACGAGCGAGUGUUGCACGCCAGAACUGUUCUUCAAGUUGGAAAAUCGCCAGGUUUCAGGCUCUUUUAAGUUCCGUGGUGCCAUUCACUAUAUGAGCAAAAGGUCUGAUAUAGAGUUGAGACACGGUGUCGCGACUUAUAGCACUGGUAAUCAUGCUUUGGCGCUGGCGCAUGCCGCUGGCGUAGUUUCCCUGGAGAGGGGUUUUCCAAUCAAGACAACUGUCUUCAUCCCAACUUCCGCGGACGAUUGGAAAGCACAAAAAGUAAAAGAAACUGGUGCUACUGUUUGCCGCUCAGGAACGAAAUUGCUAGAGGCCUAUGAGCAGACUUUGGGGUUUUGUCACGCUACCAACAGCCACUUUGUAUCUCCUGCAGAUCACCCUGAUAUUAUUCUUGGUCAAGGGACUAUAACCUUGGAGUUUCAGCAGCAGCUGUUGCGGACAGGCCAAAGAGACAUGGACGCUAUCAUCAUGCCUUGCGGUGGUGGUAGCCUAUUAGCUGGAGCAGCAAUCUUUGCGAAAGAUCAAGGCCUGAAAGUCCUUGGUUCUGAGCCAAUUUCUGGAGGUCCAAGACUAUCAAUUGGCAGGAAGCAAGGACAACGAGUACUCGAUCCUGGUAUCCACACCAUCGCUGAUGACCUCCGGUCAGCGGUCAGUAGCUCUAAUUGGGACAUCCUCAGUCGGAAAGAAUACGUGCAUGAAGUCUAUGGAGUGACUGAGGACCAAAUACAAACAGCCAUGAGUCUCUUUCAUCAGUCUUGCGAUGAGAAAAUCGAACCCAGCUCAGCUGUACCUCUAGCAGUGCUACUGUUCAAUAGUAAAUUUCGCGAAGAUCAAAUCUCUGCUAGGUCGUCACGGAGGAUUGGGGUUAUCUUAAGUGGAGGCAAUAUUAAGACGGAAAAAUAG
Molecule: messenger RNA, 918 nt
Organism: Mollisia scopiformis
Lineage: Eukaryota; Fungi; Ascomycota; Leotiomycetes; Helotiales; Mollisiaceae
Product: tryptophan synthase beta subunit-like PLP-dependent enzyme
Exons: 2
Coding region: 1-918 (305 amino acids)
Biological process (GO): L-serine metabolic process; D-serine biosynthetic process; pyruvate biosynthetic process
Molecular function (GO): threonine racemase activity; L-serine ammonia-lyase activity; ATP binding
Source: RefSeq, a predicted model, not a curated record